AGACAGACAGACAGAUUGUUAUAUUUGAAAGCUUACUCUACCAAUGAUGAUCGCCAACUUUUAUAUGCAAGAUUCAAACAAAACAGUCAGUGAACAAAAUGUUGAAUGUGUCUAUCUAUGAAGUUGUAAAGUUGCACUUAGACAAUUUGGCCAAGUUUUCCUCCAUCGUAGGUUAGACAAACAGACAGACAGAUGGUCAAGGCAACUUUGUUUUCAUUUUAUUAUUAUCAUUUGUUUACUUAGUGUUCAAACACUUUCUUUUUAAAAUAUUGUUUGUUAAAACAAUGUAUUUUUCAAUUUUGUGCUCCUUUCUGAAAAGCCUUGAAAGAACACAAUUCGAUAAGAAAACCUUAGGAUCAGUACUGUAGGGUAGACACCAGGAUUUGAGAGGGACACAAACACACAAGUACUGGACUAUGUAUGGACUGAGAUUCACAGGUACACUGUUGCAUUGAGGAAAUGAGAAAAUUAAUCUUGGCUGCUCAGUGAAGGCAUUUGGAAAAUUAGUGUCAAGUAAUCAUCCUGGGCAAUCACUUGAACUCCAGGCAAACAGCAUAGCCAUACUGGGAACAUGUGAUCCUGUGGAUUAUCCUUUUAAAGUGAAGAAGAAUCAUCCUUUAGAUUACAUUCGGCAAUACCCUCAUCUCAGAGCAAGAACAAAAUCAUUUGCAUCGCUCCUUCGAAUCCGAAAUGCUGCAGCUAUGGCUCUGCAUUCAUUCUAUCAGAAUGAGGGUUAUUUGUGGGUUCACAGCCCUAUAUUGACAACAAACAAUUGUGAAGAGUUAGGAGACUUGUUUCAAGUUGAGCCUGAAUCAUAUUUCCAGGGAACAUCAUCUGUAGAUGAGCAUACCAAUUCUCGUGUAUCAUUCUUUGGUUUGCCAACGUAUCUAACUGUUUCUGGCCAGCUUCAUGCUGAAAUGCUUGCAUGUGGUAUGACAAGUGUUUAUACAUUUGGUCCUACUUUUCGAGCUGAAAAGUCUCAGACUCGGCGCCAUUUGGCUGAGUUUUGGAUGUUUGAAGCUGAGUCAUGCAACUAUGAAAUCAUGGAAGAUCUUACUCAAGUUCUUGAGAAGUGCAUCAAGUGGACAUUGAAGCACUUGAUGGAUAACUAUGAGGAAGACAUAUAUUACUUCCAUAAAACAUUUUCAUCACAAUCUCAAGCUGAUGUUGCAAUAGCACUAAGAAAAGAAUUUGUGAGAAUGACUUACACUGAAGCAGUCAAAAUGUUAAAACAAAAUGACUCUGAAUUUCAGUUUAAACCCGAGUGGGGAGGUGAUCUUCAGAGUGAGCAUGAGAGACAUCUUGUCAAAUACUGUGGGAAUGCACCUGUCUUUGUGACCGACUUUCCUAGAAGCCUCAAGCCAGUCUAUGCUCGAGAUAAUGGAGAUUCUACAGCAGCAACUGUUGACUUACUUGUUCCUACUGUGGGAGAGGUAGCUGGUGGCAGUUUACGAGAAGAACGAUUCUCCAUUCUGAAAGAUCGAAUGAAGAGGAAAGGAUUUGGUGAUCAAUACGAUUGGUAUCUCGACUUGGCUCGAUUUGGAGCAAUGCCACAUGGUGGAUUUGGACUAGGGUUUGAUCGUUAUGUACAAUAUAUAUUAGGACUAGAAAAUAUCAGAGAUGUCAUUCCAUUUCCUAGAUUUGUUGGUUCAUGCAGAUACUGAUCAUAGUUGUAGACAGUAGAUUCAAUGGUAAUGGGAAUGGCAUUAGCAUGAAUUAUUCGUACAAAUAUGGGAGUGUGCAUUGUAC
Corticium candelabrum is the source of this 1749-nucleotide messenger RNA. RefSeq names its product probable asparagine--tRNA ligase, mitochondrial. Gene Ontology annotation, biological process: asparaginyl-tRNA aminoacylation. Gene Ontology annotation, molecular function: ATP binding; asparagine-tRNA ligase activity. NCBI's taxonomy places the organism in Eukaryota, Metazoa, Porifera, Homoscleromorpha, Homosclerophorida, Plakinidae. The transcript is spliced from 13 exons. The record is from RefSeq and is a predicted model, not a curated record. Gene Ontology annotation, cellular component: mitochondrion. Bases 702 to 1664 code for a protein of 320 amino acids.